CAGUCUCUUCCCAGCGCCGCCGCGGCCGCACGGGUUCCGGCUCGGCCUCCAGAACGCAGUCCUGCGGCGGCGCCGCUGGCGUCUCUGCCGCAGGACCCCACGGUUUCGCGCGUCGUUGGCUUCUGGGUCCUAGCAAGUUUCGAUUUCGCGGCCUUGGGAUUUCCACCCCCUGUCCAAGUAGGGGAAUAGCCAAAAUGUGAUUUCUCAGCCCAAGCAAGUCCUGACUUCAGACAAACACCGGUCUAGCCCUGGCUGCGGUAUCUAGGCGGUAGAAAGUCACCGUUUCCCCAUGCGAAGGCGAAGUUACUCUGUAACUCAUUUUUCAGCAGCUCCGGGUUUCCAGUAGCCUCGGAUUUCUAAUCAUAACAACCAUGGGGUCAGCCUAGCCUCAAGUUUUUUAGUCCUAGCAAGUUCCGGUUUCCUACUGGUAAGACUUGCUUUAGCUGCGCAAGAAACGUUUAACUCCUAUGGAAAUAUGGGUACCAGCGAAUGCGCUUUUUUUUUUUUUUAAAGGUUUAGUGAUGACCAGUUUAGCAGUGUUGGGAGCUUUUAUAACAAGUUUGGUUUCACAAUAUCGAGUCCCGUCUUAGCUAUGCUUGUAUGUUUUAAAACUCCCGUGGAAGUCAGGAAAUGCCGGCGAACGCGAUUUCUCAGUUUUACCAAGCUCUCUUUGACAAUAGCAAGUCCUGCCCAUCGAGACUUUUUCCUCCAGUAGACCAAAUCGGGAUAUAGCAGCUACUGCGAUUUUUUAGACGUAGCUAAACACGUUUAACCGUGGCUAUUUUUGUUUGUUUGUCGUAGCAAAUUAUGACAGGAGCAACCUGCAGGGGUUUAGAUCUGACAGAAAUAUUUUAAUGGUAGGCAUUGCAUUGCUUAGCCAUAUUUGAAAUUUCUUCUUUGUAGGGUUGAUUCUCUGUAAUUUUUGCUAAUCUUAAAAUUAUUUUUGUGUCUUGCUCUGAGGACAGCGUUACCGAUGUGUUUUUCAGUUUUACUUGCAUUUCAGACUUUCAUUAUUUCACAUUUUUAUUUUUAUUUCAAUGUUAUGUUUUUUUCUACUAAUUUUGACCGUCUCGGAUUCGUGCUUUUUGACUUUCAUUCUCUUUUUUUUUUUUUUUUGAGACGGAGUCUUUCUCUGUCCCCCAGGCUGGAGUGCAGUGGCGCUAUCUGGGCUCACUGCAAGCUACGCCUCCCUGGUUCAGGCCAUUCUCCUGCCUCAGCCUCCCGACUAGUUGGCGCCUGCCAACACGCCCGGCUAAUUUUUUUUUUAUUUUUAGUAGAGACGUGGUUUCACCGUGUUAGCCAGGAUGGUCUCGAUCUCCUGACCUCGUGAUCCGCCAGCCUCGGCCUCCCGAAGUGCUGGGAUUACAGGCUAGAGCCACCGCGCCCGGCCUUGACUUUCAUUCUCUCAGGAGGCGGGGAGCCGAGCUCCGUCUUAGCCUCGCUGGUAUCAGGUUCUGGGUGCUGUCUGGCGGCUCCGCUUCCUAUGCGGAGCUGGCGGUUUUGUAUCAGCACGUUUGCCAGUAGCGCCCACUGGGCGUUUUCUCAGUUGCUGCACCCAACGUGACAUUCCCCGUUCGCGGGGUCCUUACUUUCUCAGUGCUGUCACUUUCUCGGUCCUACAACCGCUAGUAUCUCCUAGGAACUUCCUGAACCCCGUUUUGCGGUGCAGAACGGUGAUUGCACCGAGCCGCUGUUGGCACUAGUAAUUCUGUGGUACCAUUAGCCGGCGCUUUUUCUGUCACAACCCAUUAAAACGGGUUAAAACAUAUUAAACCUAUCAAACACAUUGAACGGAUUAAAACACAUUAAAAUGCCACAACACGUUUUUCUGGUACAGCACAUUGAAACGGAGUUGGUUCAUUCCUCCAAACACGUUGCUUAGGUGUGGAAGCACCGCUCUUUUCUAAGAGCACGCGGUUUCUCUUUAGCACCACCCGUUAUGGCGCCGAAACGGGUAUUCGUUUGGCAAUACCAGCGCUAUCCGCUAGGUGCCGGCGCUUGCUAAGUCCAACGCGCCGGUUUCUCGUUCGCAAGGUGGUUAGCGCAGAGCCCUAGCGGGACAGUUUUCCGGUGGCAGCAACGCUCAUUUCCCGGAAACGGGUGGUUCUUGGCCCUUGCAGCGCUCUUUAAUACCUGCGUUCUGUAGCGCUAGUUCUCUGCAAGGUUUGCUUAGUGUCAUUUCAUUUCGGUUUCUUUUCUCGCUAUGUUUUUCUGUCGGAAUUACGGUUCGUUUUGGCUCUAUGUACUCUCUAAAAUGUUAUCGUUUUUCAUUUGUCUACUAAUUUUCGUGCAUUUGUUACUACUGAGUUUCUUAACAUCUGACUGGCCUCCGCCCACGGGCUCUGGAGAGCAUAAAUACUCAGGCUGAUGUUAGUGCGGCAGACUCUCCCUCCUUGAUCAGCGCAAACGUUGGUCUGAGGCUUAAGCGAUGGAGAAACAUUUUCUUGGCUGUGUGAAGCGGGCUUGGGAUGCCGCAGAGGUGGCGCCAGAGCCCCAGGCUCCACCUACUGUGAGUUCAGAAGAUCGUGGGCCGUGGCCUCUUCCUUUGUAUCCAGUACUGGGAGAGUACUCAUCGGACAGCUGUGAUUUGGGACUGCUUUCCAGUCCUUGCUGGCGGCUGCCUGGAGUCUACUGGCAAAACGGACUCUUGCCUGGAGUCCAGAGCACCUUGGAACCAAGUACAGCGAAGCCCACUGAGUUCAGCUGGCCGGGGACGCAGAAGCAGCAAGAGGCACCCGUAGAAGAGGUGGGGCAGGCAGAGGAACCCGACAGACUCAAGCUCCAGCAGCUUCCCUGGUGCAGGCCUCCCCAUCCCGGGGACAGACAGCAGGACACCGAGGUCUGUGACAGCGAGUGCCUUUUGGAACGCCGCCAUCCUCCUGCCCUCCGUCUGCGGCGCCACCUCCCGGGUUUCUCAGACUGCCUGGAGUGGAUUCUUCGCGUUGGUUUUGCCGCGUUCUCUGUACUCUGGGCGUGCUGCCCACGGAUCUGUGGAGCUAAGCAGCCUUAGAUAGCAGCAGAAGGCUUUUCGGAUUCUCCUCCUUGAAAAGAUUCUCAGUUACCAAACGUCUCCACCUAGAAAAUAAAAAUACAUUAAGAUGUA
Messenger RNA from Symphalangus syndactylus (siamang), 3103 nucleotides. Its product is annotated as annexin-2 receptor. Gene Ontology annotation, molecular function: signaling receptor activity. The record is from RefSeq and is a predicted model, not a curated record. NCBI's taxonomy places the organism in Eukaryota, Metazoa, Chordata, Mammalia, Primates, Hylobatidae.